This is a messenger RNA of Harmonia axyridis, 977 nucleotides long. RefSeq lists its product as uncharacterized. The record is from RefSeq and is a predicted model, not a curated record. The coding region runs from base 175 to 909 and encodes 244 amino acids. Lineage: Eukaryota; Metazoa; Arthropoda; Insecta; Coleoptera; Coccinellidae. The transcript has 4 exons.
UUUCUGACAUAGCAGUGUGCUGCAAGAUUGAUCCAAACAUCGAAUCAACAAUUUUUUGAUAGAUAUCGAAUUCACCAGAGCAACGGUUCGUGAAAGUCAAACUUCUUUGUGACAUCGACAACCAUCAGAAAAUAAAUAAUGUUCAGGAUCAAAAUUAGCCAAGAGUAGGAAAAAAUGAUAACAGACUAUGAAGGCCUACCCUUUUUCCCGAAGUACGAAACCGAUUUUCUCUACGAUGACAAAUUGAGAGUCACGUGGUUCGAGUCGAAAUUUUCACAAUCAUUCUACAACUAUCAGAAUUCAGCGAAUGGGAGUAACGCGUGCACUUUGAUAUGCAUCAUUUUGGCCUCAAGAUGUUACAGGAAUAGGGAUAAAUUGCCGAUUUGUUCCAACAAGGAUGUUUCGCCGAAGCUGAUCACUAUUUUUGCAAAAAGUAUGCUGGACGGCAACCGCAUUCACGACACGUUAAAGAAGAGGGGCGUUUUGAAAAAUAUCAAUCUAACAGUGCCCGAAGCACUUUCUUUUGCAGACAAGAUGGCCCACGGUCUCGUAGAAUGGAAAUGCAUGUUGUACUUGGAACCGUUGUAUGCAUCGCUUUUCCAAAAUUUGAAAGCCAAUUGGCUGGACUGGAUUGACGGACACACUCAUGAUGAUCUUUAUGUCAUUCUGAUAACAGAUUCAAGGAGCGUGUUAUUCUAUUUCCAUGACGAGUCGGAUAAUAUUGUCCUAUUCGAUUCCCAUCAACAUUCUUCGGAUAAGGGAGCUUGCUUAGCCGUGGUGAAAAGGCAAAGAUUGAAGACGCUGUGCAAGUGGUUUGCAGAAACCCUCAGUGUUUGCUACAAGUGUAACCCUCGUCUUUAUGAAUUAUCGUUCCUGUAUUUUCAACGUAAAAUAGAAAAAACAAUGUGACAUGGAAAAAAUGUAUUUGACCAAAUUAUGAUACGUGUGGAGAUUAUAAAUUAUACUUGUAACUUUCA